CCAGAAAGCCGGAACCCCCUCCAAAGCUGGCCAGAUCACCAUGGCCAACUCUCCAGAACUGUCAAAGGAACUGCCCCCUUCGGAAAGAGCCAUCUCACCUGUCCCAUCCGACAUUGAACGCCAGAAUGAAGACGACGCACUCCUCAAAGCUGCCCAUCGCAAAGUAGACAAGCGCCUCCUCCUAUGGUACGCAUUUGUGUACCUAAUCAUGCGCAUCCACGUCUCCAACAUCUCCAACUCGGCCAUCAUCAACCUCGAAUCGGGUGACGGAAUCCGCCGCCAGCUCGGCAAUCUCUCAUCCCAACAGUGGGGAUGGGCACUGUCAAUUUUCUACUACCCGUACAUGUUCCUCGAGCCGCUCGCCACGCUGGCUCUCAAGAAGUUCAACCCGAAUGUCUGGAUGUCGCGCAUCAUGCUCACUUGGGGCAUCAUCAGUAUGUGCCAGGGCGCGACGCAGGACUAUGCUGGUAUACUGGCGUGCAGAUUCUUUCUAGGUGCUGCUGAGGCGGGCUUCUACCCAGGAGUGUUGUAUCACCUUAGCUUCUGGUACAGGACUGAAAGGCUACCACUGAGGAUUGGAUUCUUCUACGCAUGCGGGAUGUUCUCAGGAACGAUCAGUGGGUUGUUGGCGUAUGCGAUAUCUUUCAUGAACGGCGCUGGAGGCUUGGCCGGUUGGCGCUGGCUCUUCAUCCUAGAAGGAAUGCCGGCGAUUUUCUGUUCAGUCGUCACUUACUUCUUCCUACCAAACUACCCAGAGACAGUCGUGUUCUUGGACGAAACCGAAAGACAAGCCGUCCUCGACGACCUCCCAAAGCAGGCCCCGUCCAUGCAAGCCAAAACAUUCAGCCGGGCGCAAACAGUCUCACUGUUCAAAGACCCAACCUUCAUCCCCUUCCUCAUGAUCUGGAUCACGCACGGCAUCGGCGGUUGGGGCAUCUCCUUCGUCCUCCCCACCGUUAUCUACGAGCUCGGCAUCUCCAACACCGCCAUCAGCCAAGUCAUGACCAUGCCCCCCUUCACCCUCGUCUUCGUCAUCCUCUGCACCCUCGCCUACCUAAUCCACACUUCCCGCCUCUCCCCCUGGAUCGCCGGCCUCGCUGUCGAACUCACGCAGAUCAUCUGCUACAUCCUGCUCAUCACGGUCAAGAACGCCGUCGCAAAGUACAUCUUCGUCAUGAUUGCAACUGCGGCGUCGCAGUCGUUCUUCGCGCUCAUGUGGCCGGAGCGCAUCCGGGCGGCGAAGGGGACCACGACGGCGGGACUCGCCAUCGGCAUUACGAAUGCGAGCUGCCAGCUCAUGGGGAUCGUGGGGCCGCAGAUCUACCAGCCGAAGUUUGGGCCGACGUAUAGGGUGAGUUAUAUCUGCUCGAUCGGGCUGUUGAGUGCGUGUUUGGCGGCGGUGGGGACGAGUUGGUUUUUUGUGAGGCGAGGGGAUGAGGGGGUGGGUGGUGAAGAAGAGACUACUGCAUCGCCCUCGACAGGGAGGGCCGUAUGA
Paraphaeosphaeria sporulosa is the source of this 1495-nucleotide messenger RNA. Its product is annotated as MFS general substrate transporter. NCBI's taxonomy places the organism in Eukaryota, Fungi, Ascomycota, Dothideomycetes, Pleosporales, Didymosphaeriaceae. Bases 41 to 1495 code for a protein of 484 amino acids. The record is from RefSeq and is a predicted model, not a curated record. The transcript is spliced from 3 exons. Gene Ontology annotation, cellular component: membrane. Gene Ontology annotation, biological process: transmembrane transport. Gene Ontology annotation, molecular function: transmembrane transporter activity.